UAUUCGAUUUGUAUUUUUCAGCAUUGGGCACACUAUUUAUCACCUAGAGGCUGCACCAUUGUAAAAAGUAAAAACAGCAAUUAUAUAUUUUGACAAUCAUAUUGUUUAUGCCAAGGAACCCGACGCCCCCGAUGAACAAGGCGCCCCUCCUAAUCUGGACUCGUCCUCGCCUCGCGCCUCACUCCAGCACACGAAGACGCCCACCGAACCCCUUACUUGGGGCUCGUUGGCACUCCGACGCCCAAGUCAGAACAGUCUUUUUAGAGAGAGAAGUGAAGUGUAGUUUUAGAGAGAAGUUCGAACCUGAGUAAAUGAGCUCUACCAACUUCACUAUUUAUACCCCGGGUAGGGUCGACCACUGCCCCCCAAAUCCGCCCUACGUCAUCACCUCAUUAAAUGCAUUGUACCUUACCGAUGCCAUGCGCCCCGACAUUCUGACAUCAGUUCUCGACCCCGAGGCGCAUGACCCCACAUUCUAUCCCCUCCGUACGUUCCUGGCCGUUGCCACCUUUGUCGUUAUGCGCCUUAUGUCAUGCUCGGUCCCACCACCUAGGUUACAGCCCCCAGCCCCUUUUGGGCUGGGCCUUCCCCUUGCCAGGCCCGCACUUCUGGCCCACUUCGACUCCCUGGGCUCCUCCUUUGGGCUUCCUGCAUGCCCCCCAACAAUUGCCCCCCAGUUAGGCGUCUGCCAUUUGGUAGGGGCCUAACUACCCUCAGCGUCCCGUGAAGCGCCUCCGGGCCCUGAUUCAUGCCCUUUUUCCAUUUCUCUCCUCGGAAGCGCGCGCUUCGCCUGGAGUCUCCUUACCCGCCACUCGUUUUCUUCCCGACUGCCGCCGUCCGUGGCUCGUCUCUCUCCUCCUCCGCUGCCUUGCGCGUCAUGCCACCACUGAGCACCUACACUCCUCUCAUUAUUUACUCCCCUCCUCCUUUCUUUUCCAUUUCUCCAUUGUUAAUUAAUUUUUUAUUUUUCU
Linum trigynum is the source of this 971-nucleotide messenger RNA. Lineage: Eukaryota; Viridiplantae; Streptophyta; Magnoliopsida; Malpighiales; Linaceae. The record is from the annotation of a GenBank genome assembly.